CCAUCACCACCUUCUCAAUUUCUCUAAGGCAAUUUCUCUCAUUAAUACAAAGGAGUUCAAUGGAAUAUGGAUAUUUGGAUGAGAUCUCCAUACCACCAUGGUUAUGGAGUGAUGAUCAGCAUAUUGUUCAAGAUGAGAUCUCCAUUUCAGGUUCAAGUGAUCACAAGGUUGAUUUUGAUGAAGCUUUGUUUAUUCCAUGGGGAGAUCAUCAAGCUCUUUCUUCAUCAACCAACUCAUUUGAUGGUUUGAAUUUCAUACAAAGUUUCAACUCAUUCCAAGACUUACAACCCAUUAACAAUAACAACAACAACAACAACAACAACAACAACAAUAUCCGGCGAGACGACAACCGAGCUCCACCGAUGAUGACGAUGAAUAACAAUACUACUAAUCAUCGUAACUUGACUUCAAGCUGCAGUAACAUGUCUUCCGGCGAGUCGUCAGAGGCGAACUACAGCCACAACAUCAAAAAUAGUUGCUCACAAGAGACGGCAAUGACGACAAACAACAAGAGAUCGAGCUUUCGAAUAAUCUUCGGAGGAGAGUCAUCGAGGCCGGCCAAGAAGGCAAAGACGGAGAAGUACUUAUCGAGCAUCGACUUUCAAGAGAAUAAUACUUAUGAGCCGGACACAGAAGCAAUAGCACAGGUAAAGGAGAUGAUAUACAAAGCGGCAGCGAUGAGGCCGGUGAACUUUGGGAUUGAAGAAGCAGUGGAGAAGCCAAAGAGGAAGAAUGUGAGGAUAUCUAGUGAUCCACAAACAGUGGCAGCAAGGCAUAGAAGAGAAAGGAUAAGUGAGAGACUUAGGGUUCUUCAAAGGUUGGUGCCAGGUGGGAGUAAGAUGGACACUGCUUCAAUGCUUGAUGAGGCUGCAAACUAUCUCAAGUUCUUGAAAUCUCAAGUCAUUGCCUUAGAAACCCUAGGUAAGAGUCAUAUUCAAACUAUGAACACCAUGAACACCAACCCUUCCACUUCUAUAAGUUAUCCAUUUUGCAAACACUAACCUUAUAAUAUGUAAAAUUAACCUUCACAAACUCUAAACCCUUGCAAUGUCUUUUGAUCAUUAGAGCAGUUUGUUUGUGGGUUAGGGUUACCAUUUUUCUUUGACCAUGAACAUUACUUUCACUUUCAAAACCCUAAUUAACCCUAGAGAAAAAUGGUUAAAAAAAAAAAAAGGUAAAACUUUAGCUCAAAAGGUUGCAUCAUUGCUAGAUAAUUAGUUGCAGUUCUUUUGGGUUUAAUUAGGGGUUACCAUUUCUUAAAAAAGAAAAAAAAAACCAUAAUUCAAAAGCAUUAUUAGAAAGGUACUUAGAAAGAAGACUCUGAUGAGAUGAUCAUCAUCAUCAUCAACUAAUUAGCCACCUUUUUGGCAUGCAAAUCUCUAGCUCUUUUGAUGUCCCCUCUGUACCAAAACCAUUAUCAUUUCCUCUAUCAUGACUUUGAACCAAAAGGAACCCUAAUCUAAAGCUACUUUUCCUUUCUCUUUCUCUCUCACACACACAUAGAUAGAGAGAACUCAAAGAUCAUUGGAUUAUGAUUACAUCCUUUAUGUGUUUUCAGAGCACCUUAAAGCUUGAAAGAAUACUUUGAAGUGCUAACUAUUAUUCUCUCUUGUCUUCUUGGCCGGCCUUGGAUAUUGUACCAUUUUGUACUCCUUUUUUCUCUCUCUCUCUCCAUAUAUACAACUUUGGUUCUCUCUCUCUUUCUAUAUAUCUAAAACUAAAAGUGCUCUGAAAAGGUAGCUUUAUUCUCAAAGAGUGGUAAGACCAAGAGCCAAAGAGGGACAUUCUCUUAAGACUAAGAUAUAUGGGUGAGCAUGAGUGGCAGAGGAGUUUGUCCCCUUGAUUCAAGCCAAGGCGUGCCCUUGAGAAAACCGCCAACUUGUGUGGUUCGCACGUGUGUAUCAGUGUAUGCGUGUGUGAGUGUGUGAAGGAAAAAGACUUUUGUACCAUUUGUUAGUUUUUUUUUUUCCUUUAUAACAGACUUGAUAUGUCAUCAGUAUUUUUGGAGAUUUUGUAUGUAUGGGUGGGCGUCAUCUACUCUCAAUCCAUGUAACCAACUCUUGCUUCUCUGUUCUCUCUCUCUCUCUCUCUCUCUUGAAUGGUUUCCUUUUUUCUUUGCCUUUAAUUAAAAAAAGGGGCAAUCAUGCAAUGAAAUCAA
Messenger RNA from Dioscorea cayenensis subsp. rotundata (Guinea yam), 2158 nucleotides. Its product is annotated as transcription factor HEC3-like. Gene Ontology annotation, biological process: regulation of DNA-templated transcription. The transcript is spliced from 2 exons. The record is from RefSeq and is a predicted model, not a curated record. Lineage: Eukaryota; Viridiplantae; Streptophyta; Magnoliopsida; Dioscoreales; Dioscoreaceae. Bases 60 to 1001 code for a protein of 313 amino acids. Gene Ontology annotation, molecular function: DNA-binding transcription factor activity; protein dimerization activity.